AUGAGCGCUGUGGUUGCUUGGGGGGUAUUCCCUGUGUGCGGUUGCUCUCUUACCCUAAUCCAGGGUAGAUUCCGCACUCCAAUGAUCAGGGGUUGCCCCCAUCCAGGCCUUGACCAGUUCAGUAAAGUAGAACGGAUGCUGUCGGAUGACCUGGACAACUGGCUCUGCAACCUGUACUUUCAGGUGGAUAAACUACCACAAAGGGAGUCAGGAAUUCCAGAAAGCAACGCUAAUGAAAGCGCACAUGAAGAGGCUCCUCUUGACCAAACCACCUCUGCCUGCUCAUCUAGCUUCUUACCAGGUAAAAGCCCUCCUGGAAUGUUUCCCAUCCUUGAGCCAUUAUCAGAAAAAGCCAAGCCUGGAACUCCCACCAAGGGCGGCAAACGGAAGCAGUCAGUCGGCAAGAUAAGCAGACCGAGCGCCUGCACGGGAGAGAAGGAGAUACGGCUAAGUCUCGGCGCUGAACAGCUACAACAGUUCUCCUUCUCCACACAGUCUCAGCAAGUCUCUCCGUUCCGCAGUGCUGUGGACUGUUUUGGGCCGGCCCAGCAUUUGCGCAUAGUGUGGCGUCUGCUCCCCGCAGAGCUCGGCCUCUCGUUCAGUCCCAGGCCAAGUUUCAGUCAGCUUGUACAGUUCAUCGCCCUCGUCUUCCUCACGUGGUUCCCUCGUCUUUACCUGCACUACUGCAGCCAGUGGCUUUACCUGCACACCAGAGACAUACCUGUUAACAGAUUCCGUUUCCAUGCCCACACAGUGGAUCUGGUGUAUCAGAGCUCUCUGCUGCGGACGCUGGAGGAGCUGUUUCUGGUGCUGCUCGGGCCCUUGACCUUGAAUGCAGCUUUGUUUCUUCUGCUUCUGAUCAGAUGGCUCUGUCAGCUAACGUUUGGCUCAACGCCCUCCUUCCUGUCAAAGCUGAUCACGGCUGUGGGAGCGUGGACAGUGCUCGACCCUCUGGCAGUCUUCACUGUGGACGCUGUCCUUGGGCGUCUGUCUUACAGUGCAGAAGUGCCAGUGGCGGAUGCUGCUAAGCUGUACUGGCACUUUCAUCGCACGGAACACUCGGGUACAGCGGGCAUCGUCAUCACACUGUUUCUGUACGCUGUACUCUUCAUCCUGUCAUUCACCGUGCUCUACGUGUACUUUCUCAGGCUUCACAACGAUGGCAGGAUGUUGGAUGUCUAUCAACGUCUUCACAGCUCCGAGGGGGCAUAUUUUAUCCCAGAUGACCUUGAGGUGUCCAAUCAGGAGCUCAGUUACAUCGUGAAGAAGGCAGAGCAAUGGAGGGGUUUCAAUGGAGAGAGACGAAAGGUGGCGGUGUACGAUUAUAUCUGGACGGAGGAGACGUCUGGAGGGUGCGAACCCCCUGUGGGAGAGACGAGUACCCAUGUGUCCAUCUACACGCUGUACCUGAGUGGCCUGCGGCAUCGCUACAGACACUUCCUAAGGCAGCCCGGUGGAGCCAUCGUAGAACUUAUUGGUGACUUGGAUGGUUCAGAGGCUCAAGUAAGUGUUCAGGGAAAUGGAACAGGAAAGAAAGAAAAAUUAAAGAACCCAACAUACACCCUGAGAGAACGAAAGAGCAGGAAGCCUGGGCUGCGAUCUACCAGGGUGGGACCUGAUGGUGGGACAGACUCAGAACCCAGUACAACACUGAAAAAUUAGUCACUUAAAGUAAAACCCUACAUGAUGGCUUCAGUAGAUUCAGCAGACCACAAGCUAUUCACUGUCAGUGCUAGGACACAGGUGUUGUCAUGCCUACAAGAGAAUGACAUUGUAAUGUGGCUGCUGUUUAAGUAGUUUAGCAGUGAGUGAGCCAUGUUAAGAGUCGUGUCCUUCUGUGUUGCAAUAUUGGGCAGCAAAGGGGGCACGGAGGCACAGAUAAAUAAUGUGUCUGUUGAUUCAUUCUAAAGAAGGAUAAACAUAAACUUUCCUGGGCUCCCUUAAUAAUAAUAAUAAUAAUAAUAAUACAACCACUGCUCCUGCUAAUACUACUACUAAUACUGCUCCUGCUAAUACUACUACUCCUACUAAAACUAAUAUUUCCACUGCUUAUACUUCUAAUACAACUACUACCUUUACAUCUACUACUACUACUGUUACAUCUACAACUAAUAAUAAUACUGCUACUACUACUACUUAUACUGUUACAUCUACUACUACUGUAAUAUCUACUACUACUACUACUACUGUUACAUCUACAACUAAUAAUAAUAAUACUGCUACUACUACUACCACUGUUACAUCUACUACUACUGUAACAUCUACUACUACUACUACUGUUACAUCUACUACUACUUGUACUACUACUACUACUACCACUGCUACAUCUAGUACUAAUAAUACUAUUACUACUACUACUAAUGUAACAUCUACUUCUACUACCACUACUAUUGCUACUACUACUGUUACAUCUGCUACUGCUACUACUAAUACUACUAUUGCUACUGUUACAUCUACUACUACUGUUACAUCUACUACUACUACUACUGUUACAUCUACAACUACUGCUACUACUGUUACAUCUACUACUACUACUACUACUACUACUGUUACAUCUACUACUACUGCUACUACUGUUACAUCUACUACUACUACUACUACUACUGUUACAUCUACUACUACUACUACUACUGUUACAUCUACUACUACUACUACUACUA
This is a messenger RNA of Trichomycterus rosablanca, 2660 nucleotides long. RefSeq names its product orofacial cleft 1 candidate 1 (gene ofcc1). Bases 1 to 1662 code for a protein of 553 amino acids. Lineage: Eukaryota; Metazoa; Chordata; Actinopteri; Siluriformes; Trichomycteridae. The record is from RefSeq and is a predicted model, not a curated record. The transcript has 11 exons.